Molecule: messenger RNA, 679 nt
Organism: Hibiscus syriacus
Lineage: Eukaryota; Viridiplantae; Streptophyta; Magnoliopsida; Malvales; Malvaceae
Product: lamin-like protein
Exons: 3
Coding region: 35-559 (174 amino acids)
Cellular component (GO): plasma membrane
Molecular function (GO): electron transfer activity
Source: RefSeq, a predicted model, not a curated record
CCCAAAAGGACAGGACCCAGACCAAAACCCAACAAUGUUGUCCUCAACCUCAAAUCUGCUCCUCCGGGUGUGCUCGGUUCUUCUGGUACUUGGCACUGUCGCCGCCACUGACCACAUCGUUGGUGCUAACAAAGGCUGGAACCCUGGCAUCAACUACACCCUUUGGGCGAACAAUCAGACCUUCUAUGUCGGAGACUUCAUCUCCUUCAGGUACCAAAAGACACAAUACAAUGUGUUUGAGGUGAACCGGACCGGGUAUGACAACUGCACAACGGAAGGAGCAUUAGGGAACUGGAGCAAUGGCAAGGAUUUUAUACUUCUGAAUAAGUCCCUGUCCCAGUGGUACUACUUCAUUUGUGGCAAUGGCCAGUGCUUCAAUGGCAUGAAGGUUUCGGUCUUUGUUCAACCCCUGCCUUCCCCCACUGCCUCACCCGUUCCCCACCAUGCAUCAAACAGCACCAGUGCCGCUGGACUGGUUGUGUUGCCGAGGGGUUUGGCUGGUUUAAGGGCUUUGGCUGUGGCAUUAGCUUCGAUUUGGUUUGGAUCUGGGUGGAUCUAGCAGGAGUUUCAGCUCGUUUGUUUAUGCUUUUCUGAAAGAACUGCCUUUUCUUUUUGUAAUUGUUUAGUCAAACUGUGUGGUGUUUCAGUGAUGGAAGUGAUCAACUUGAAUUCCUACUAA